AUGUGUUUAAACUUAGCAACAAACAAUCAUCAGCAACUUGCCGAGGACCAAUCGAAUAUCCCCGCACAAGUGAUGACAUUGGCCCCCAAGUGCCUCUAUCACAUCUUGACAGGGUUUACACGCGCCUGUAACUGUGUGGCGCACAGACGAACUAAGAUUAGAACACCUGCGAACUGCCGGGAAUCGAUAUCCGCCUGUUUGCACCUCGAAGAUUUUCCUGGGGUUUCAGGUUUAUUCUUUUCGUCCUAG
Messenger RNA from Penicillium expansum, 249 nucleotides. RefSeq lists its product as uncharacterized. The record is from RefSeq and is a predicted model, not a curated record. NCBI's taxonomy places the organism in Eukaryota, Fungi, Ascomycota, Eurotiomycetes, Eurotiales, Aspergillaceae. Bases 1 to 249 code for a protein of 82 amino acids. The transcript has a single exon.